AAAAUAGUCUUCUUUUUUGGUAACAUCUCGAAACUUUUAGUGAUAAAGGCUCUGCAAUGGGUCAAGUGAAAAGCCAAUUCAGUGAAGAUGAACUGCAGGAUUACGAAGAUCUAACUUAUUUUACCAAAAAAGAGAUUCUUUAUGCUCACAAGAAAUUUAAGAAUCUGGCCCCGGAAAAAGUAGGACACAACAAGAACGCCAAACUAUCAAUGAGCAAGGUGCUAGAAUAUCCGGAGCUGAAGGCCAAUCCCUUUGGCGACAGAAUUUGCAAGGUGUUUAGUUCAAGCAACGAUGGGGACAUAACCUUCGAAGAUUUUCUUGAUAUGAUGUCAGUGUUUUCGGAUGCCGCCCCAAAAUCGGUAAAGGCGGAACAUGCAUUUCGUAUUUAUGAUUUCGACGGAGACGAUAUGAUUGGUAGAAACGAUCUGAAACAAGUCAUACAACGACUGGUGGAUUACAAUUCCGACCUGGGACAUAAUGAUAUAGAUCAGCUGAUAAACAAUAUCCUCGAAGAAGCCGAUUUAGAUGACGAUGGAGCGUUGUCAUUUGCAGAAUUUGAACACAUUAUUGAUAAAUCAUCUGAUUUCAUUAACUCAUUCCGUAUUCGACUGUAAAUGUAGAACAACUCACCAUCGUAUACGUAUCAUCUUUUCGGUAGCAUUCAGCGAAUUCGUUAGCGUUUUAAUAGCCCAAAUCGUGAUGUAAUAUAAGCAUUCGAAUGCGUAAUUUCGUAAUAAAAUUGUAUUUUUAUCAUUUAU
Molecule: messenger RNA, 758 nt
Organism: Anopheles nili
Lineage: Eukaryota; Metazoa; Arthropoda; Insecta; Diptera; Culicidae
Product: calcium and integrin-binding protein 1-like
Exons: 5
Coding region: 57-614 (185 amino acids)
Molecular function (GO): calcium ion binding
Source: RefSeq, a predicted model, not a curated record